AUGGAGGAGAAGGAGCCGGAGGGUAGCAUUGCCUUGGCUCUGAGUCAUGGACUGCGGUCUCUUUGCAUCAUCGAGGCGCUUCUGACCCAAACCCCUGGACAGAGUCGGGAGGAGGUGCAGUGCAGAAAGCAAACUCAAGAUCUGCAAGGCUUGCUGAUGAGGUCUCUCAGUGUGAAUCACCCUGCGACCUUCUUCCGGGCUUUGUGCCUUUCGCUGGGUGUGAAAGGAAAGGCUCCCAAGGGAAAUGCCUCGACCUUGUUGGCGGAGCAGGAGUUUGUCUCCCACCUUUCUAGCCGAGUGAUGAGAGCCGCUGCCAAAGCCUUAAAAGAUCGUCGAGACAUUCGUGACGAUGACGAGGAGGCUGAGGAGGGGAGCGCCACCAGCAGAGAAGCCAUCAUCCAACACGUUUGCAAACGCUUUCUCUCGGGUGAUCAUGCAGAGAUGGGCACCUCUUGGGAGUUCUUGGAUGAAAUCUGUCGAUUCUCCCAGUCCAGCUCUAUGCUGAGCUCAGCACUGCCGAAGGCCGGCACGUUCCUGGCUUCGUUGGCGACCUCGCCGGAUGAAGCUGCCACCAGAGCUGCGGUGAAAUGCUGUCAGUGCGACGGCUCCUCAGAUACGUAG
Cladocopium goreaui is the source of this 621-nucleotide messenger RNA. NCBI's taxonomy places the organism in Eukaryota, Dinophyceae, Suessiales, Symbiodiniaceae. The record is from the annotation of a GenBank genome assembly.